Messenger RNA from Nerophis ophidion (straightnose pipefish), 4314 nucleotides. It is a transcript of the gene cdhr2, whose product is annotated as cadherin related family member 2. Gene Ontology annotation, biological process: homophilic cell-cell adhesion. Gene Ontology annotation, cellular component: plasma membrane. The coding region runs from base 220 to 4107 and encodes 1295 amino acids. Lineage: Eukaryota; Metazoa; Chordata; Actinopteri; Syngnathiformes; Syngnathidae. Gene Ontology annotation, molecular function: calcium ion binding. The transcript has 31 exons. The record is from RefSeq and is a predicted model, not a curated record.
AAAACAACAGUAAAACAUGUUGAUGAACUUCACUUACGAGUCGUCAGAUGCUCUGGGGUGUUUUUAUUGCAACUGUGCUCAUGGAAAAGACCUGCUGACAUGUGAUUGGCUCUUCUCUGUGUUAAUCAUUUAUAUUUAUAGCCGUGAGACCGCUAUCACAAGAAGGAACGAAAGCCAAAGGUCUCCUCAGAGUAUCGGAGGGAGCGGAGCCUUCUGUGUAUGUCGCCAGUUAUGGGGGUGAUCCCUAGAGGCUUCCUGUUGCUGUGUCUCAUCAGCCUGACCCAUGCAAAUAACAGUCCCACAAUCAGCACCACAUUAGCUAGAGUGUGCGAAGACACGCCUGACAAUGCCUUGGCGUUCAAAAUAGAAGCUACAGAUAAAGAGAAUGAUCCACUGACCUAUGCUCUUCACGGGGACAAUGCCAUGUACUUCAAGGUUGACAGAAAUACAGGAGAUGUGUAUGUGGCAAAGAGCCUUGAUCGAGAGGUUAACGAUUUAUUGCCCCUUAGAGUUAGUGUUUCAGAUGGCCCUAAUAACACACCCGGGGAUAUAAAUGUACUUUUAAUGGACGCCAAUGACAAUAAACCCAGCUUUGAGGAAACUAAUUUGAGCAUUGACGUGCGAGAGAAUACCCCAACAGGUACAUCUCUAUUUAAAGUGGUGGCCACUGAUGCUGACAUUUCAUAUGCUGGUCAAAUCAAAUUCAGCAUUGAUGAUGUCGUGCCAAGUCAUGGAUUAAACCUUUUCAGUAUUGUUCCCACCACUGGGGAUGUCAUACUGAAGGGGUCCUUGGACUACAAUGGACUGAGUUAUUACUAUCGACUGAAGAUUAAUGCAACUGAUGGAGGAGGCAAAUGUGCGAAAGAUGAGGUUGAAUAUUUGUCAAACAUUGCCUUUUACAUGAUCAACGUUGUGGAUAUGCCCAAUCUCAACCCCAUAUUUUUGAACCUUCCUUACAUCACAAACGUGGACGAGAAUUCUCCGGUGGACAAAUCUGUGUUCAGAGUGACAGCCAUAGAUCCGGACACAGCCAUCAAUGACACCAUCACCUACAGCAUUGAAGAAUCCUCUGCAGAUGGUCUCUUUAAAAUCUCGAGCACGACCGGCAUUAUUUCUGUAUUGUCGAAUAUCGACAGAGAAGAGAUCGGGGACGUCGUUACCAUGACGGUCAAGGCCACUGAGUCACUGCCAAACAUUCAAGGGGAAUUCGCCAGCACCACGGCUAAAGUACAUAUCAACAUCAACGACGUCAACGAUAACAAGCCGGAGUUUUACAAAUGCGACGGCUCAGGCGGAGCUGAAAACUGCAGUAAAGCAAAUCACUUCACAGGGGACAUACCGGAGCACUUACUGGGAAGUGUGCCUAUUAACAUGAUGGUCAAAGACCUGGAUAAGACUAAAAGCAUCAAACUAACCCUGGAGGGAGAAGACAAGGAAGUGUUUUCGGUACAGCCCCAGUUUACAAUGGCGGAUAGCGUUGUUCAACUCGUGGUCAAACAACCACAAAAACUGGAUUAUGAAGAAAAACAGCAAAUGGUUGUGCAGGUAAUUGCCAGCGAUCCAGAAGAAAACAGCUUUGUGUCCACUGCCACAGUUACGAUCAUGAUUGAAGACAUCAAUGACAACAGCCCCAGGUUCCCAGAGGAUACGUAUUUAAAUUUGAAGGUGCCUGAGCAUUCGCCCGUUGGGACUGUUGUGGAUACAAUCACUGCAGAUGACCCUGAUACAAUGGACCAAGGCAACAUCACCUACACGCUCCUCCCAGAAAGCAUACUGACUUAUUUUGAUGUCCAUCCACGUACGGGGGAAAUCUUUGUGAAAAACCAAACGCUGUUGGAUCGUGAAGUCAGAUCCUUGUACUCGGCCACUUUGCAGGCCAAAGACUCAGAUGACAAGCCCGGGACUGCGCUGCUGGAGUUUAUUUUGACGGACAUCAAUGACCAGCCUCCAGUCAUCAACAGGGAGUAUUAUCAGGAGUUUGUAAAGGAAGGCGCACAGCUUACACUUAAAGUAGAGGCAACUGAUGCAGAUGAGCGAGGCACAGUAAACAGCGAAAUCACUUAUGCAAUAUUGCCAAGCAAAUACAGCGAAAACUUUUCCAUGGAUCCUGACACUGGUGAGCUAAGAAAUCGGGUUGAAUUGGACCGUGAGGCUUUGGACGUUGAGUUGAAUGGGAAGAUCGAGCUCAAUGUUACUGCCACCGACAAGGGUAGUCCUCCCUUGUCCACCAUGGUCAGCGUGAUCAUCAAUGUAGCGGAUGUCAAUGACAAUGCGCCAGAAUUUAAAAAAUCCUCAUACAAGUUCAGUGUCAAAGAAAGUGGAAAAGGAGAAUUUGUGGGGUUGGUCCUGGCUGAAGAUUUGGACCAAACGACAGACUUCAAUCGCAUAUCCUACCGACUCAUUAGUGGGAGUUCCGGCAAGUUUAUAAUUCGCACCACCUCGGAAGACCAACGUUACACGGGAAACAUCACCGUGGACCCGGACAUUGAGCUGGACUACGAAAGUCUGCAGCACUACACGCUGCGGGUAGAAGCCGUGGAUCUGGAGCAGAAAAAGGCAGUGGUGACGGUGGAGGUGGACGUGCUGGAUGUGAACGACGAAAGGCCGGAGUUUGAGCAAUCCAUGACUUUUUCAGUCAAAGAAAACAUCACUCUCACAGAGCCUGUUGGGAAACUAAUAGCUAAGGACAGAGAUGGAAACCACUCUCUGAUCUACGAGUUGGAUUCCCUCAGAUGCAGAUGUAACGGCUCACUGUCACCUUGUGACUGGUUUGUGCUGGAGGAGACGGGGGAAGUGAUGGCCAACCCAGAACACACGCUGGAUUAUGAGCUCUGUGACCAGGCUCGGAUGGAGGCUCGCGUGAUAGACAAGUACACAGAGAAAGGGGAGAACAGCACCACAGGAGAAAUAGUGAUCUACAUUGAAGACAUCAAUGAUAAUGCACCACAAUUCAUCUUCUCAGAUUCCAUCUUUGUUGUGGUGUCAGAGACUGCAAGCAAGGGGACGUCAGUUGGAAGCGUCACUGCAAAAGAUUAUGAUAGUGGAAUCAAUGCCCAGAUUGAGUUUAAAGUAAGUGAAGUGAAAUUUGAAGACAUCAAUAAUCAAACAAGUCCGGCCAGGUUCUUAUUUGAGGCAGUCACGACACAGCAAAAGGACAACUACAUUGGGAUCAUUCAAACCACAGAAGGCCUUGAUAUGACGGUGAAAGGGAAAUAUUUAGUGACGGUAUCUGCAACCGACACCGGCGGCCUUUCCACCAACACCAUGCUGGAGAUUUUCACAGUUGAUCAAUCGUAUAAAACUGAACUUCAGUUUAGAACAACACCAGCUGAAGUGGAAAAAAACAAGCCUUCUAUCAUCAGGGCACUUACUUCUGCCACCAAAGCUGUGGUUGAAGUUCUUGCGAUCCGUGAGGACACUUCUGAAAAAUCCAGGGCGACAGUUGGUACCAUCAUGGUGGCAUAUUUUGUUUACCCCAAUGGGUCGGCUCUAAUACCAGAUGAAGUGGGGCUGUUGAUUUCCGACCCUCAACAUGCUCUAGUGCUGGAACAGUUAGGCCUCAAGUACGUUGCUGGUAGUUCAUCAGUGGAACCUCCCAAGUUUGACACUUUAAAGUACUCUCUAAUGGGAAUGGUGGCAGGUCUCGUUAUUGUUCUGGUUGUUCUUGUCACCUCGCUGGUUUGCACUCGAAGAAAUUACAGGAGGAAGCUCAAGGCAUCAAAAGCCAUGACUUCUGCCACCAUGGUGGCAUCUGACAACCUCAAAAGUGGUCCAGUGGUGCCAGGGACCAACAAGUACACCAUGGAGGGGGCAAACCCUGUGCUCAACCUCAAUAUCGACACAGCCAUGGUCCUGGACCUAGACGAAGAGAGUUCGGAUGUUGACAAAGUCAGCCUCGACUCCUUGGACUAUAGCGACGACAUGAACAUGUCCGACAAGGACACAAAACCCGCUAUGCAGAUGAUCCAGGAGGAAGAGGAGGACAACGGCCCUCCAGAGUACAUUGAGCCCCUGGGUGCUGCUCUGGCUCAGCGGAGCCAGAAGAAAGGCUCAGACAAUCCUCAAGUGGGUUUUACCAACCCUGCAUUCAGCGCCACGGACCUGUGAUAUCGUGGUAGACAUGGACCGGAGGUCUCAGACACGUUAGAUCUCCAAAUUGACAAGCAAAUUCAUCAUUGAGUGUUUUAUAUGUUAUGGCAUGUGCUCAUUAUCAAGGAUACAUUUAGGCCGAAUGAGCUUUUCUUUGAUUUUUUUAACCAUUAUUUUUUCUUAUACAUGCAAAUUAUCAAUAUUAAAUGUAUGCAUUAAUUUAAA